AUGGGAAACUGUCAACAAUGCACCAAUUUUGGUCUAAGUAACUAGACACCUGAACUCAGAACAAAAUAAACAAAACCCAAACAGAAACUCAAUUUUACAAAUAAGUUUACACAUCAAAAUAUCAAGGGGCUAAUUAAAAUACAAGCCGCAUUCAAAGGCUAUUUGGCUAGAAAGUAGUAUUUCAAUGAAAACUUAUUCAUUAGAUAAUUUUCCCUUCUCUCCACAUAAUAGAAGUAAAGUUCACCGAUCCAUUAUCACGACAUCCAGGAAUAUGAUGCCUCCGACGACUCUCCCAAUCAGCCACAGUACUUGAUCAUGAGAAAGAGCAUGAUAUAGGAGUAUUUGUUAGAGGAGGAAGAGGUGAAUAAAAAAUUUGUUGAAGCUAUUUAAUAAUGUUAAUCCAAUUGUAAUAAGGAUAUCACUGAUAAUUAAAGUUAGAUCUCGGAAAGCAGCCCACCAUCAAGUCUGAUAAAAUAAUUCUCAUUUGAUAUGUCUGCCCUUUGCUUUAUUCCGAAAAGUAAGAAUGAUCAAUUAUUGACACUUACUCGAUCAUAGAUCAAACUGCCAAUCAUCCUAAUGAUUAAUGGAGCUUACUAUGAGGGACAAUGGAAUAAUGGCAAAGCAAAUGGCUUUGGUAAAUACACAAUGAUUGAUAACUCAUCUUAUGUGGGAGAAUGGUUUAAUAAUAAAGCCCAUGGUUUUGGUACUUUCUAAUUACUGGACGGAGAAACCUUCAGAGGUCAUUGGAUUGAGAACGUGGUGGAAGGCUAGGGUAAGUAUACCUUCGCAGAUGGCACCUAUUAUGAAGGAGAAUGGAAGAAUGAUUUGCCAAAUGGAAUUGGAAUUCAAACUUACUCCAAUGGCUGGAGUUAUGAAGGAAGUUUUCUCAAUGGCAUUAAGAAUGGAUAAGGAAUAUUAAGGUUUCCUGAUGGUUCCAUCUACGAAGGAACUUUUGAGGGAGAUGUUCCUCAAGGAGUUGGUGCUCUCAAAUUCCACGAUGGCAGAAAUUAUACAGGGGAUUGGAAAAAUGGAGUCAAACAUGGCAAAGGAAUAUUUAAAUGGCCUGAUGGAUCCAAGUAUGAUGGAUACUAUAUCAAUGAUGAAAGAGAAGGAUAUGGAAUUCUCUACUGGCCAAACGGUUAAAAAUAUCUAGGAUUGUGGAAACAAGGAUUAUUCCAUGGUAACGGAUAAAUUAUGAAGCCUAAUGGUACUUUAAUAAGAGGAAAGUGGAUUAAAGGUAAAAGAAUUCAAUCUAAAUUAAACACCAAUGCAUCCGGAAAAACAAAAACAUCUUAAAUUGAUUGA
Messenger RNA from Paramecium tetraurelia, 1305 nucleotides. RefSeq lists its product as uncharacterized. NCBI's taxonomy places the organism in Eukaryota, Ciliophora, Oligohymenophorea, Peniculida, Parameciidae. The transcript is spliced from 2 exons. Gene Ontology annotation, molecular function: protein binding. The record is from RefSeq and is a predicted model, not a curated record.